Ilex paraguariensis (yerba mate) is the source of this 1356-nucleotide messenger RNA. Lineage: Eukaryota; Viridiplantae; Streptophyta; Magnoliopsida; Aquifoliales; Aquifoliaceae. The record is from the annotation of a GenBank genome assembly.
AUGGUGACCUCCGGCGAAGAUUUAAAGCGCGCAAUCUCUCGACUUCAGUUACACUGCGAGACUCAGUCCUCUUCUACUCCUUCACUCGUUUCUUCCAGUUAUGGAAGAACAAAUCCUUUCGCCUUCAUUCCUCUGUCUCAUGACUACUACAACUCCGACGCUCGUGCCUACUUUCUCGCUGGCAAUGCUAACACCUAUUCUGUCUCUCUCAAGGUUCCGCAAACAAAUGAAACUGGUAAUUGCAAGGCUAGCAUCGGUGGAAAUGCAACUAUUCAAGGACCUAGGAUAGAUGAAACAGUCCAUAGUCCUCCACGUGGACCAACCAGUUGCACAGUGAGUGCAAGAUUCAGUAAAUCAAAGGUUUCAAGACGUACCAAAUUUGGAACUCAAGCAUCAGAUGCAAAGUCUCCUGAUAGCCUGAAUCAAGCCAAUGGCUGUCGUUAUGACAGUUCUUUAGGCUUGUUAACGAAGAAAUUUAUUAGUUUGAUCCUGCAGACUAAGGAUGGCAUCCUUGACCUAAACAAGACAGCUUAUAUUUUGGAGGUGCAAAAGAGGAGAAUUUAUGAUAUUACAAAUGUUCUUGAAGGAAUAGGAUUGAUAGAGAAAACUACAAAGAACCAUAUACGCUGGACGGGAUGUGAUAUGUUAACACCAGAGAAGCAGGAUUAUCAAGUUACUGGAUUGAAGGCCGAAGUUGAAAGUUUAUAUGCUCAAGAAUGCAAGCUUGAUAAUUGUAUAAGGGAAAAACUAGAGCUUCUUAGGGCCCUGGAACGGGAUGAAAAUAAUAGAAGGUAUAAUCUGUUUUCUCCUGAUGUUUCUACUCGUAUCCCAAAGUGCGAGCAUUUGUUCCCUCUUGACAUUCUGUUUCAUUGUCUCAGGCACCUCUUUUUGACAGAGAAAGAUAUUAUGAGCCUUCCAUGUUUCCAGGAUCAAACUGUGAUUGCAAUAAAAGCUCCACAUGCUAGUUCUGUUGAAGUUCAUGACCUUGAUGAGGACCUGGAUCUAUUUGUCCCACUAAGGCGGUAUAGAUUUACCAUUAGAAGCUCUGUAGGGCCAAUCGAUUCGUAUAUCUUGAGCUAUAUUCAUGAGGUUUGCAGCAAACAUAAAGGGCAACUAAAGGUGAAACUCCCGGAUUCAUCAGCUUGUAAUGGUGGCAGAAACAGGUUCGACAGCACAGAUAUGUCUUCACAUCACCAAGACAUGCGGAUGCAUUCUGAUACUUCCAACACAAUGGGCUCCAAAGUAUCAGGAAUUCAGAAAAUAAUCCCACCAGACAAUGGGAUUGAUGCAGACUAUUGGUUCCAAACGGAUUUUGAGGUCAGCAAUACUGAUUUAUGGGGUGUGGAACAGUCGUAG